This is a messenger RNA of Scheffersomyces amazonensis, 1411 nucleotides long. RefSeq lists its product as uncharacterized. Gene Ontology annotation, molecular function: metal ion transmembrane transporter activity. Bases 120 to 1190 code for a protein of 356 amino acids. Gene Ontology annotation, cellular component: membrane. NCBI's taxonomy places the organism in Eukaryota, Fungi, Ascomycota, Pichiomycetes, Serinales, Debaryomycetaceae. Gene Ontology annotation, biological process: metal ion transport; transmembrane transport. The transcript has a single exon. The record is from RefSeq and is a predicted model, not a curated record.
GAUAUCGUAAAUUGGAUACAGUUAACUAUAUGAUCAAAAUCGUUUAAUAAUUUGAAUUAUAGAUCAUAUAAUAAACAAUCUGAAAAUAAAUACUAAACUUCAUCUAUUGGUAGCCCAAGAUGAUUAAUAUAGUAAUGUCAGUAUUGACAUCGGAGCCCGUUGUCGAACCAUGGAGACGACAAAUAUCAGGAUUAAUGGGGUCAACUUCCUUAGCAUGUUGGAUAGUAUUAUUAAUGCCUCAAUUAAUAGAGCAAUGGAGAUUAAAAUCAGCAGAAGGAAUUGCUAUUGGUUUUAUUAGUAUUUGGUUCUUAGGUGAUGUAUUUAAUUUAAUAGGAUCUAUUUGGGCUAAACUUUUACCUGAAGUUGUCUUCUUAGCAGUAUGGUUUUGUAUUGCUGAUUUCCUCAUGAUAUUUUCAUAUAUUUAUUAUACUCAUAUUUAUCCUAAACAUCAUCAACAUCCUCAUCAUCAUCAUCAUCAUCCAAAUCAACAUAAGAAGAGUGUCAGUAGUACUCGUUCCCAGGGAACUAUUGAACCUAAUGGCUCAACUCCUACAAUUAGAGUAUCAGAAUCAACACCUUUGGUUACAGCAGGUCAAGAUCAUGAACAUCAUCACCAUCAUAGUCAUGAUCACGAGCAUGAUCAUGAUCAUGAACAUGAACAUCACCAUCAUCAUAGAAGAAGAUCUUCAACUUUAACAGACAUUGCAUUAGAACCAGAAUAUCAUUCUAUUUUCACUAAAUACAUAUUACCAAUUUUAUUUGUAGUUGCUACUGGUAUAUUGGGUUUUUAUUUAGGUAGUGCAAUUCCUGAUAAAGAUACUGAUAAUCCAAAUCCAAUUCCAACUCCUGAACCUCAACCAAUUCAAGUUGGACCACAAAUUAUGGGAUAUUUAUCGGCUUUAUUAUAUCUUGGAGCUCGUAUUCCUCAAAUUAUUCAAAAUCAUAAACGAAAAUCUGUCCAUGGAUUAAGUUUAUUAUUCUUUUUAUUCUCUACUUUGGGUAAUUUGACUUACGCUGGACAAAUCUUAUUUUAUCGUAAUGAUCAUGAAUAUAUUUUAUUGAAUUUGAGUUGGUUAUUGGGAUCAUUAGGAACAAUUUUUGAAGAUUCAAUAAUUUUCUUACAAUUUUAUAUUUAUAAGGAUAGUAAAAGUGAAGACGAUGAUGAAGAUACAACAAGCCUUGAAGGGUAAACUGAAUCUUAUAAAUUAAUUAAUUAAUUAUUCCUUUCUCUACACUUGCAUUUUAUAAAAUAUUCACAAUAAACAAAUUAUGUACAAUAAUAAUAACUAUAAUAACUAUAAUAACUAUAAUAAAAAAAUAAAAUAUAAAAUAUAAAAUAUAAAAUAUAAAAUUAGAUUUGAAGUAAAAUCAAGUGAAUAAAUAUUCCACCAAUGGCCAAUGUCAAUAUAAU